Messenger RNA from Aspergillus affinis, 792 nucleotides. RefSeq names its product RNA-binding signal recognition particle subunit SEC65. Gene Ontology annotation, cellular component: signal recognition particle, endoplasmic reticulum targeting. Gene Ontology annotation, biological process: SRP-dependent cotranslational protein targeting to membrane; SRP-dependent cotranslational protein targeting to membrane, signal sequence recognition. Gene Ontology annotation, molecular function: 7S RNA binding. The record is from RefSeq and is a predicted model, not a curated record. NCBI's taxonomy places the organism in Eukaryota, Fungi, Ascomycota, Eurotiomycetes, Eurotiales, Aspergillaceae. The transcript is spliced from 2 exons. The coding region runs from base 1 to 792 and encodes 263 amino acids.
AUGUCUCGAAACGCGCAAGUCGAGGAGGUGUACGACGACUCCGAUCCGGAGGAAGUUGCUCCCUCCGACUUCACCAAUGAUACUCUCCUGUCCGCCGCCAACAUUCCUGCUUCCGCCCCGUCUUCGGUACCCAUGAGACCGGCUCCCGAACCGCAGCGCGAAAUCCCCAAACACUUCCAAUGCCUGUACCCGAUCUACUUCGACAAGUCGCGGUCGCGCGCCGGAGGCCGGAAAGUCGGCUCGCAACACGCCGUUGAGAACCCUUUGGCCAGAGAGAUCGUCGAUGCCGCGCAGAUGCUAGGGUUGACGGUGGGAUUCGAGCCGGAGAAGUUCCACCCGAAGGAUUGGGCGAACCCGGGACGAGUGCGUGUGCUACUGAAGGACGAGAACGGGAAGUUGGCCAACCCGGACAUCAAGAACAAACAUCAUCUCUAUAUUUACGUGGCCGAGUAUCUCAAGGCCCAUCCGACCACCGAGAAAUCCCCCUACAACCUGCGGAUCAGAGGACUCCCCAUGCCGGAGAAGCUUCCUGCCGCGCCGGCUGCUCCUCGUGGGUGGAAGAUUGGCACGAUCCUACCCAUACACUCCCCGGCCUAUAGUGGCGGUGGAGUCAGCGACAACCCGCUUAAGGACGCCAUGUCGGAGAUGCAAAACAUGCAGGGUAUGCCUGGCAUGCCUCAAAUUCCCGGGAUGCCCGAUUUGGCCGGGAUGAUGGGUGGCAUGGGCGGAAUGGGUGGCGAGCCGUCCGGAGGCAGCGGCGAGAAGAAGAAGAAGGACAAGAAGAAGAAAUAA